This is a messenger RNA of Colletotrichum navitas, 545 nucleotides long. RefSeq lists its product as uncharacterized. The record is from RefSeq and is a predicted model, not a curated record. Bases 312 to 479 code for a protein of 55 amino acids. Lineage: Eukaryota; Fungi; Ascomycota; Sordariomycetes; Glomerellales; Glomerellaceae. The transcript has a single exon.
GGAGGCCACUAAGUCUUGUACAAGUAAUUUCGGCACUCCAUUGCUAGAGAUAAUUGGGAUGGCGCACAUGCUUGAUCCAACCCGCCCGUUGGCUGCAUUCCUCCCUCGGUCGGCAGCAUCACACUUGUAAUCGUAGGGACGAAUCCGAUCCACUUCGGUGCUACAGUACUUCGUGCAGCGCAAUAGGUAUCCGUAGGUACUCAGGUGGGAGAUGGGGUUGUGUCUCGUCCUGGUACCUUGCCGUCGGCGUGCUUGUAUACUAUUAUUUCGGCGAUGCCCAAGCCCAGACAGACCCACUUUCUCUCUCCAAGAUGUGCCCGAUACUGCAGCGGUACAUGACCUCGUGGCUGCAACCAAAAGUUCGAUUCUCCCGCGCCCCCGGCACAUCGUCACCCGUCCACUUGGGCGCCGCUGGACUGACCGUAAAGAGCGCUGCAAGAGCAAUCUUUGUUGCAGAACGGUUGGCGGUUGGCGGGUAAGUGAAAGGCGGCAGGCGGGCGGAGCUGCAACACCCAGAAUGAAAGGCAGCAACAUUCGCUUCAUGU